ACAACGACAACAACAGACAAUCCAUACAAGGUGUUAUUUCAACGCGAGGUGAAGAGUGCAUCAAAUAUACCUGCUGUUUCAUUCAUUGACAAUGUAGAGGAAUAUAUGAAGGGCAAAGAGAUGGAGGAUGUAUUCAAGAUACUACAAGAAGGUCACAACAAAUACAAGUACUUUGAAUCAAAGCUGACAAACAACGUCAGUAUCCUCACCAACAGAGCCAAGCAAUUGGAUGAAACAAUCGAUAUAGUAAACAAGCUAGAGUCAAAGCAGGAUGAUACAUUCUCGAUGAACUAUGAACUGUCUGAAGGAGUGUACUCUUCAGCAGAGGUAUCAAAGCCAAAGUCUGUGUACUUGUGGCUGGGCGCUAAUGUGAUGUUGGAGUACUCGUUCGACGAGGCCAAGCAGGUGUUGAGCAACAACAAGAAAUCAGUGGACAAGCAGCUCAGAGACACAGUACAGGAUCUAGGCUUCAUCAAGGAUCAGAUCACUACCACAGACGUCAACAUUUCAAGAGUUUACAAUUACGAUGUGCUGCAGCGACGCAAGGCCAAGCAACAGCCACAA
Molecule: messenger RNA, 564 nt
Organism: Acytostelium subglobosum LB1
Lineage: Eukaryota; Evosea; Eumycetozoa; Acytosteliales; Acytosteliaceae
Exons: 3
Biological process (GO): tubulin complex assembly; microtubule-based process; protein folding
Cellular component (GO): prefoldin complex; cytoplasm
Molecular function (GO): tubulin binding
Source: RefSeq, a predicted model, not a curated record